Arabidopsis arenosa is the source of this 2155-nucleotide messenger RNA. The record is from the annotation of a GenBank genome assembly. NCBI's taxonomy places the organism in Eukaryota, Viridiplantae, Streptophyta, Magnoliopsida, Brassicales, Brassicaceae.
CCAAUUCUCUCACAAAUCUCAAAAACUCCAUUUUCUCUCACUCGUUUCAACAAUGGCGCCUGAAGUUCAGUUUCCUUGCGACGGAGACGGUGUAUGUAUGCGGUGCAAGGUGAAACCUCCGUCAGAAGAGACACUCACGUGUGGCACGUGCGUCACGCCUUGGCACGUGUCGUGUCUUCUUCCUGAAUCACUCUCUUCUUCCACUGGAGAGUGGCAGUGUCCCGAUUGUUCCGGCGAUGUCGUUCCCUCCGCCGCUCCGGUUACCGGAAACGCUGGAUUUGAAUCAUCCGGUUCAGUUCUCGUGGCAGCGAUCCGUGCGAUUCAGGCUGAUGUGACUUUGACGGAAGCUGAGAAAGCCAAAAGGAGGCAGAAACUGAUGAGUGGUGAUGGUGACGAUCGUCUCGAUGAAGAAGACAAAAAGAAGUUAGAAAUCUUUUGUUCUAUUUGCAUUCAAUUGCCAGAAAGACCUAUCACGACACCGUGUGGGCACAACUUCUGCUUGAGAUGUUUCGAGAAAUGGGUAGGUCAAGGGAAGCUAACUUGUAUGACAUGCCGAAGCAAAAUUCCGAAAAAUGUGGCGCAAAAUCCUCGCAUCAACUUAGCUCUAGUCUCUGCUAUUCGUUUAGCAAAUGUUACCAAAUGUUCUGUUGAGGCAACUGCGGCCAAAGUUCAUCAUAUUAUCCGCAACCAAGAUCGUCCUGAGAAAGCCUUUACUACCGACCGGGCUAAAAAGACUGGGAAAGCUAAUGCUGCUAGCGGAAGGAUUUAUGUCACAAUACCUGGUGAUCAUUUUGGUCCCAUACCAGCUGAAAAUGAUCCCACUAGGAACCAAGGUGUUUUGGUUGGAGAAUCUUGGGAGGACAGGCAAGAAUGUAGGCAGUGGGGAGCUCAUUUCCCGCAUAUUGCUGGCAUUGCGGGGCAAUCAGCUGUUGGAGCUCAGUCUGUGGCGCUCUCUGGAGGUUAUGAGGAUGAUGAGGAUCAUGGUGAAUGGUUUCUCUACACAGGAAGUGGUGGAAGGGAUCUCGGAGGAAACAAAAGAACUAACAAGAUACAGUCUUCUGACCAGUCGUUUGCAAAAAUGAAUGAAGCUCUAAGACUUAGUUGCAAAAUGGGCUAUCCUGUCCGAGUUGUCAGGUCUCACAAGGAGAAGCGUUCUGCAUAUGCCCCUAAGGAAGGAGUGAGAUACGAUGGGGUCUACAGAAUCGAGAAGUGUUGGAGCAAUGUUGGAAUACAGGGUUCUUAUAAGGUCUGUCGUUACCUGUUUGUUAGAUGUGACAAUGAGCCAGCUCCAUGGACCAGUGAUGAGCAUGGCGAUCGUCCAAGACCUUUGCCUAAUAUUCCAGAGCUUAAGAAAGCUACUGACCUGUUUGUGAGAAAGGAGAGUCCAUCAUGGGAUUUUGAUGAAGCUGAGGGUCGUUGGAAAUGGAUGAAGUCUCCACCUGUUAGCAGAAAGGCUGUUGCUGCUUUGGAUCCUGAGGAGAGGAAGAUCAUUAGGAAAGCAAAAAACGGAAAUAACAGACUUCUGAAAGAAUUCGGUUGCCAAAUCUGUAAGAAAGUGCUGAGUCUUCCAGUGACCACGCCUUGUGGUCACAACUUCUGUAAAGCAUGCCUGGAAGCUAAAUUUGCUGGUAUCUCUCAAGUGAGAGAGAGAAGUAGAGGCGGGCGCACACUACGUGCAAAGAAGAACAUAAUGACCUGUCCGUGCUGCACUACCGACCUCUCCGACUUUCUUCAAAACCCGCAGGUGAAUAGAGAAAUGAUGGAAGUUAUCGAAAAUCUGAAGAAGAAAGAGGAAGAGGCUGAAUCAAGCAAAGACACUGCAGAGUCUUCUGGAGGAAACAACGCUGAGUCUGAGGAAGAAGAAGAAGGAACUCAGACUGUGUCUGAAGUUGAACCACCAACGAAGAGGAUCAAAUUGGUUGAUACAGUUGCAGCAGCAGCCAGUGACUGUGUUGGAAAGUAAACAGAAGACUUUUUAUGCAGUCGGGUAAGAGAUAAGAAUAUAAUAACUCUCUCAAGCUUAAGGACUUCUGUAGUCUUUUUGUAAUAUUCUGCAAACGUUUGUGGAAUGCUUUGCAACUUAUUGUUUUGGCUUUUAUUCUAAAACUUAGUCAAAUUCUCGUAUCUUUUCUUUCAAUAUAAAUAUAAACUUAAU